AAUGAGCAUAACUACUGCUCUAACUAACCUGGAGAAAGUGCCUGGGAAAGCACAAGCAGAAAUGCUUCCUUCGUAACGUGAAAUUAAAGUGAUAUAACAAGACAAAGCAAAUUAUUUCACAAAUAACUUUAAGACUGAAAAAUUAACUAUAAAGUCAGAUAUGGAAGAAAGUCAGUGAAGCGUCCAUUGAGGCAGAACAUCAGUGUAAUUAUGGUCAGUGUCUAAAUGUGGGGGCAGUGAGGCCGAGGAGCCUGCCACCAGUUACACUGACUCAGUGCUGAUGUUAACAUUUGAAUAUCGUCAUUCUCUCAGGGCUGAAUGCUAAUGACCGGAAAAUGGAUGGCACAAUGGUGACUUAAGCAUGAAUGAAGACACACACACACACACACACACAUAAAGGUAACCCUAGCCUUUAUAUAAAAAGGAGGCAGGUCCCUGAGGUCUGUGCCCCAUUUCGACACCAGCAGAACUACAAGAAGACAUAACACACAGCACCGAAAACAUCUGCUCCUAUUCAGACAUCAUCAAAGCAAACAGGGAAACUACAUCGCACCAAACUCCAAACAUGAACCACUUUCAGAUGCUUCGCGUACUUCUGCUCUCCAUCCUAAUUCUCAACCAGUGUGAAUCCACCCCACUGAGCAGCCAGUGUGUGGAUGAGUCCUUCUGCACAUACAACCUGCAGGACUACUACAGCCAAUUGGUCAACCUGCCCAACCGCAUCAACGAGCGCAGCAUCGCAACCUGGAGUUACGUUGAAAACAUCGACCUAAACCGAGUCCCUCAAGUCAUCCACGAGGCCAGCUGCCAUACCACUCACUCCUGCCGGGGGCUUGAAAGUAAUUUUGGUUUGGAGACCAUCCCUGUGUCCUUGAGGAUGCCUGUCCUUCGGAAAAACCCCAACUGCUUUCCAACAUCCAGUUACUCACUGGAGUUUGAGCUCAUCAACAUUGCUUGUAUAUGUGCAAUCUCCAGACACAGUUGAAUAAGAUGAACUGCUCGAGUGUCAACAGGUGAAUGGCAAUCAGAAAAAGUGUGCAAAAAUCCAUUAUCUAUAUAAGUGUAAUCAGAUAAUGUCACAAGUCAAUAUAUAUGUAAUUAAAGCUGUUUUACAGUAACUGGUAUUACUGUGUCUGUGGAAUAUUUUUACAAGUAAGUGUGUGAUGGUGGCAACUAUUUUUUAUUUACAUUGUAUUUUUGGUAUAAUGAUUAAAAUAGAAUUGCAAAUUAAAUCGCAUUUUAACUAAAAAAUGAAAUUAUAUAUGUUCAGAAUUAAAUUAAUUGAAACUGAAUAUUUCACCUAUACUAUGACAACAGCCUUUUGGCGGGUACAGAUGUCAGUGUGACUGUGAUAGGCUCCGAAAUACUGCAAACUCUGUACUCAACUACAGGGUUAAUGGAUAAAGGUCCUCCCGUAUUCCGUUAUGACCUCGAUUUUGUCUGACAUAUUUCUAACAUAACACUACAAUCAUUCC
Cynoglossus semilaevis (tongue sole) is the source of this 1475-nucleotide messenger RNA. Its product is annotated as interleukin-17A. Gene Ontology annotation, molecular function: cytokine activity. The transcript is spliced from 3 exons. The record is from RefSeq and is a predicted model, not a curated record. Lineage: Eukaryota; Metazoa; Chordata; Actinopteri; Pleuronectiformes; Cynoglossidae. The coding region runs from base 566 to 985 and encodes 139 amino acids. Gene Ontology annotation, cellular component: extracellular region.